AUGAAGCUCACCUCGGUCAUCAUCCUCGCAUUUGGCUGCUGGCAGCUCUCUUCAGUGCUUGCAUAUCCUGCUGGAACUCAUCCAGGUGAGAGAUACCAUCCUUGGUCGAACAACCCCUCGUUGGGAACGCCUUCUGAGCCCAACGAUAACGUCGGCCGUCAUCUCGCGACUGGUCGUCCUGGAACAAAGGAUAAAGGCAAGGGGAAAGCACCAAGCUCUCAAGAACCCUUAGAGAGGCCUCUGCAUCCACUGAUGCUGCCCGAAGAUAUUCCCUUCAGCGUGGAUGAACUUCUCAACGCGCCUUAUGACUUCCAGUAUCUCCCGUCGACACUAUGGCGACCCGUGGAGGGCAAUCGCCCCGGUCACGGCUUGGCUGAGAUGGAAUCGAGACCCAUUGCUGGACACUACCCAAGAUCAGACGAAGAUGUCGGCCAGCCGAUGACACCUCCGUCGCACGUGUCGAAUGUGUCGCAAAGUCACCACAACGACCCGCGUUUACAACAUCUGCAAUGGCUGGGGUAUCAGAAUGUUCAGUACCAGCAGCAACCAUCAGGCAUUCAAAAGGUUGAGGGCCGCACAGAAGGCAAGGUCUUCCGCAUGCUUCAGCUCCAAGACGUCACCAUGAUCAGCGCCCGCUCUUCUUGGGUGGCUUCCGUCGUCGACAAUCCAUUUGGACCUGUCGAGGGUCGUGUCUACUUCUCAGAUCCGGAACAGCACGCAUUUGUGUCUCAAUGGGCAAAUGCGGAGAGAGGCAAACUCGCUGCGACUAGCCCUACCCACGAUCUUAGAUACAUGAGGCUUGACGAGAACACACAAAGGUGGAUCAUGAAGCGCGAAAUAGUGUCCGGGAAAGAAGUGGUCAAGGCAGCACCCGAUGAUUGGUGGCCUUCGACAGUGAAGUCGCGCGUCAUAGUUUUCAAGGAGCGGGUGGAGAAGGAUACAAAGAAAAGACGGGAAAGAAGGGAGAUGCAGCGACAGGAGGCUAGUCGGGGUUCUGGUCACUCGGGGCGUGCCCGCAGUCGUUGA
Molecule: messenger RNA, 1026 nt
Organism: Acaromyces ingoldii
Lineage: Eukaryota; Fungi; Basidiomycota; Exobasidiomycetes; Exobasidiales; Cryptobasidiaceae
Exons: 3
Coding region: 1-1026 (341 amino acids)
Source: RefSeq, a predicted model, not a curated record